AUGACUACUGAUGUGGAAACAGCGUUGCGGCUCUAUAAGAGCGGCAUACUCGAGGUUGCCGCCGAAUGCUACGGAUUUAAACGGGUUAGCAUGCCGCCUGGAGAGCUUCAGAAGAAUGUCGUUUGCGUUCGUGAAAGAUCCGGCGUUGCGGAAGUUGGUUUCUCCGCAGCAUUCUACGAUACAAAAGAAAGUGUCUACGGGCAGACGGAUUGUACGAAUCAGAGUACAACAACGCAUGCUAAUUCCAAUGUGCAGUCGAAUCCAUCCGUUCUGCAGCAACAGUUACAGCAGAAUCAAGGCCAGAGUCCGAUGGUAUCGCAGUCCAGUGCUGGGCAAUACAUUGCCCGCGAACAGCAGCAGCAGUCAGUGCCGCAGAUCUACUAUUCACAGCAGUAUCAACAACAAGCACAAUACGGUCAAAACUACCAAGUGGCUCCGAGACCUAUCCAGUCGCAGUCUGUGCAAAAUUAUUUUAACCAAGCGAACAUGCCACAGGCACGAAUGCAGUACGCCAUGCAGCAACAGCAGCAGCCGAACUUAGCUUUCCAACAGCCAUCCGGCGGGGAAAAUUCUGCCUCUACCUCAACAUCGUAUAGCGCCGUACAGCGAACUGCCUAUCAAACUCACGUAGGUGGCUACGAAUCGCACCAGAUGCAGCCAAACAACGACGCUGACCAGGCUCCUGGACCUGGUCAGAUGAUCGUCACAGCAAGUGAUAUGAACGUUUGCCAUCAGCCAAAUCCGUACCGUUCGGUUCCGCUCUACCAAAACUACCCUCAGCAGCAGCAGGCGCAAAGUAUGUACAAUGAUGUCGGCAGUCGGUAA
Messenger RNA from Soboliphyme baturini, 825 nucleotides. The record is from the annotation of a GenBank genome assembly. Lineage: Eukaryota; Metazoa; Nematoda; Enoplea; Dioctophymatida; Soboliphymatidae.